GCCACUGCAUCUUAAUCCCCAAUUCUGUGAGCUUGAGCGCCCGCCCGACGGUCUACGCUGGCGGUAUCCGCUUGUUCGCCGCCGCGCUGUCAUAAACCAACUGGUCGCCUAAGGCAAGCAACCGCAUCUCUCCCCUCUUUCUUCCCCCUCUUUGUCUCUUCUCCCAUGGCAUCGGGUGAGUCUUCCGGACGAGCAGCCGCCUCGGACUCCAGAUCGUUCGAUUUCGGCUCCGAUGACAUCCUGUGCUCCUACGACGAUUUCUCCGCGCAGGACACUUCGAUUGGGAAGCGAUCGGAUCCCUCCGGAAAGGAUCUCCAUGAGAAUAGCAUGGGAAGACCAUUAGUCAGUAUCUAUGAACAAGAAGAUUAUUCCAGGGAGGGUGUAUUACCAUCUGUUGAGAAAUGCAUGAAGAAGUAUGCCGAUAAUUUACUCCGAUCACUUGAUGGUAUCUGUGGCCGUUUGUCACAGUUGGAGAUAGUCUGCUACAAACUUGAGCGAUCUGUUGGUGAACUUCGAGCUGAUUUUACUCACGACCAGAAUGAAAAAGAUGUGAAAUUCAAGUUUCUUGAGAAGCAUCUUCAAGAAGUGCAUAGAUCUGUUCAAGUUCUAAGAGAUAAGCAAGAACUUGUUGAAACUCAAAGGGAACUAGUCAAACUUCAACUUGCGCAGAAAGCUCCUGAGAAAAAUGAGAAUACUAAUGUACGAGAAGCAUCAGAGCCAAAAAGCCAGAAUGAGAAACCUGACACCGGGAACCAACAGUUGGUGCUUGCUUUACCUCGACAAACUGAUCAAACAGUGCCUCCCGCUGGAACUUCUCAGCAAGUUCAGCCGUACAAAGAACUAUCUAAACCCCAGCAAGCACCUGCCCCUCCUAACAUUCAACAGGAGCAAGUUAUGCCAAAACAAGUUGGCAAUUAUUAUGGUCAGCAUCAAACAAUGCUGCAAGACCAACGCAACCAACCUGUCCAACCUGAGCCACAGUACAUACAACCAGGAUCCCAGCUUCACAAUAGACCACAUCAGGCACCGCCACAGGUGCUUCUGUCAGUAAACCAGAACCAACCUCCCCCUUUUCCUCAACACCUGCAGCAACUACCUCCACAGCAAGAUCAGCACCUGCAGCAACAAAUUGCUUCACAGGCUCAAAUCAGAUCUCCACCACCGCCAUCAUAUACCCCUUACCCAUCUCAGCCUGUGAAUCCUGGUCCUGAAACAUUUCCUAGUAGCGUGCCCAUGCAAGUCCCUAAUCCAGUAAUUGUACAUCCUGGAGGCAUCCGCCCUGAAGCUUUUCCAUAUGGUUAUGGAGGAAGUGGCAGCACAGUGUCGCAGCCGCCUCCGCCCUUGCAUCAUGGCAUACAGCAGCCUAUGCAGCCUCCAGUCAGCCAGAGCUCCUUUGCCCCACAGCUGGGCAAGGGUGGCAGUUACAUGGGCACUCCACCUUAUCCACCUCCAUCGCACAACAUACCAGGCUACAAUGCUGCAUACAACUACCCACCGAGCAACCUUCCAGCUGCUAGGAACCAGCAAGUACCUCCUCCAACUCACCAGUACAACUCCCAGUCCAUCCGCAAUCACCCAUAUGGGGAGAUGAUUGAGAAAGCAAUUAACAUGGGAUUUGAUAAGAAUCAGGUUAUAAAUGUUGUCCAGAGGAUGAGCGACAGUGGGCAACCGAUGGAUUUUAAUUCUCUGCUCGAUAGAUUGAAUGGACAAGCUGGUGGGACAUCUGCAAGAGCACGGUGAGAAAAGCUGGUAGGUGCAUGCUUAUGUGGGUGUUCAAUUUGUCUCUUGUGCAUUAAUAAUCUCUCUUCAGUGCUUGGCGUUGUAGAUAUAAUUUUCUUUCAUUCAAUGUCCCGACCUUUAUCAAAUUUGUUGCAAGAAAUGCCGAGAGUUAAAGUGUUAAACAUCAUAUCGACUAUUCACUAGAGCUUGAGUCAAUUUGUAAAGGCGCAUCCGGAACUUGUGUUAAGCUGGGACAGUUUUAUUCUUGGCGGAAGAUUCAAAGUCUGAAUUGGCAUGAAGUUUAUACUUAGCCUGCAAGUUUUGAGUCUGCCUUGUAACCCAAGUUCUGGAAUAGUAGCUAGCGAACGUGCAGUUGAACUGAAAUGUUAUAUCCAUGAAA
Molecule: messenger RNA, 2119 nt
Organism: Zingiber officinale
Lineage: Eukaryota; Viridiplantae; Streptophyta; Magnoliopsida; Zingiberales; Zingiberaceae
Product: pollen-specific leucine-rich repeat extensin-like protein 1
Exons: 3
Coding region: 166-1740 (524 amino acids)
Source: RefSeq, a predicted model, not a curated record